GUGAAUGUCUGGGCGUCUGGGCUGUGUUGGCGUGUCGCCAGCCCGGUGGCUUCCGUAAGAUGUCGCACCGACCCGACCCGGCUGGAUGCACGGAGGCGGGCGAAGGUGGGCCGGCAACCUGCACCCGUGGAAGCAAGGCCAGGACCUACCGGCUGGGCAGCAAGCCGUCCGCAGUCGCACCCGAUGCGGGGGUGGUGCUGGUGGAGAACUACUCGUGGAGGCAGACGCGCAGGGGCAACCCGCUCCUGGUCGUGAGAGAGCGUGACUCCCAGGCGAGGGAGUACUCCUUCAGCGGCAGCUACACGCGUCCCAAUGCGUCCGUGAUCAAGUACUACGUGUGCUUGGCCUGCCGUAAAAAAAAGGAGAAGCGACACCUGCGCAGCACGGAGCUGCCCAGGAUGAAGGUGCUCGGCAGCGGGGAGGUGUACGACAUGCGCAAUGCACUGCAUCUCUGCAAGCCCCUGACCUCAUCGCAGGUGACUGGAAAGCACUAUGAAAGGGACCAGCGUCUGUCGCUGCUCAACUGCUCUGCCCUGUGUCCCAAGGAAGUGUAUGAGGUGGUCCAGAACAACUUCAAGAAGGAGCUCAGCUUGUGUCCGGUUGAGGAGAGGGAAGACAUUCAGAGGCGGCUGCCGUCGUACAAGAGCGUCAAGGCACUCUACUACCGCAAGAUCCGUCCCGGAGGCGUCCGAGGCCUGCGAUUCUCUGCGGCAAUGCAAUCCGAGCAAGCUUCCGCGGAGAUGGAACCAAGCACGGCCAGUUCUCUGGCUGCUGAGAGCAUUCUGCAGGCAGCCGUGCCAAGCGUGCCUCUCAGCUCGCCUUCCUCCGAGGAAGGCCUGCAAGCCACUUCGUGCGCUGCAAAACCGGCCAUGGAGGAGGAGGAAGGCCUACAAGGCACUUCGUGUGCUGCGAAAUCGGCCAUGGAGGAGGAGGAAGGCCUGCAGGCCACUUUGUGUGUUGCGAAACCGGCUGUGAAGGAGGAAUGCCUGGAGGCCACUUCGUGCGUCGAGCAGGCAGUUGAAGAAGCUGUGGACACUCCUCAAGCGUCUGCCACCAGUGGCAAAACAGGGGGGAAACCAAAGUCUAUCCUUGGGGUUCCGGUGCGGCGGUUCUUCUGGAAGCACACCCAGAACGGGAAUCCCCUGCUGGUGGUGAAGGAAGGCGGGGCGUCUGCGAGGGAAUACACCUUCAGCUCCAGGUACGGCCGGCCGGGGCUGCCCCCGGUGAGGUACUACGUCUGCCUGGGCUGCCGGAGGGAGAGGGAGGGCAAGGCCCUGCCCGGGAGGUCCCUACCCCGGAUCAAGGUGCUGGAGGACGGCCGGGUGUUCGACAUGGUGACUGCCCCGCACCUCUGCUCUCCCCUCACCAUGGCACAGGUCGCCGGCAAGCAUUUCGAGAGGGACCACCGGCUCUCACUUCCGAACUGCAGUGCCCGGCGAGCAAAGGAUGCGUACGAAGCAAUGAGGGCAAACCUCUCGGAGCAGCUGAGCAAGCACCCCGAAGAGGAGAGGCAGGACAUUGAGCGGUUCCUGCCAUCCUUCAAAAGCGUGAGCUCGAUGUACUACCGCAAGAUGCGCCAGUCCGGCAAGCGGUGGGUGCCGUACGGAGAGCUACAGCCGCUUGCGCCACGCGCUGGAUUGGAGCCGGCUACGGACACUCCCGGGGAGGCACCGGUCGUGUCAACGACGGAUGUGCCAUUCAUCAGUGACAUGUUCAACACGGAUUGUCCCGAACCGAACGCUUUCAAGGACCUUGUCCUUGGCGCUGCCUAUUCUUUGGCUCCCAAGUGUGUGCUGGAAGUUGCGGAGCAAGACCUCCAGUGUGGACCGGACAAGCUGGACGUCAGCAUCAGCAAUCCUUCGACUUCCGAGUCCACGUCACAAGAUCCUCCCCAACGUGGAUCAGACGAGCUCGAAGUUAGCAGCGAACUGGUGCAAGCUGCAGUGCAGGAUUCUCUCCAUUGCAAAUCGGGCAAAAAUCCUUCGACUUCCGAGUCCACGUCACAAGAUCCUCCCCGACGUGGAUCAGACGAGCUUGAAGUUAGCAGCCAACUGGUGCAAGCUGCAGUGCAGGAUUCUCUCCAUUGCGAAUCGGACAAAUCAGACCCCAGCAGUGCCUAUCCUUUGGCUCCCACGUGCGUGUGGAAAGUUGAAGCGCAGGAUCCUUUCCAGUACGGAUUGCGGGAGGGUGCCACAGACGACGCAGAGCUCGUUGCAGAUGACUCCUCGGAAGUCGACGCGAGUCGAGAAGCUCCAGCCGCUAGCCACUGUGACUUGCAGGAAAAGCAGAAGCCCCCCAAUGGUGUGUCGGUGCGCGAGUUCUUCUGGAAGCAGACGCUCCGAGGGAACCCCUUGCUUAUGGUGAAGGGGGAAGACAGCACGGUGCGAGAGUACAUCUUCAAUUCCAAGUACGGCAGGCCCGGAGCCCCCAUGGUGAAGUACUACGUCUGCCUGGGAUGCCGGAAGGAGAGGGAGGCAAAGGCACUUCCCGGUGGGCCCCUCGCCAGGAUGAAGGUGCUGGAAGACGGGAGGGUCUUCGAUAUGAGCAACACCCCACACUUCUGCACUCCCCUCUCCAUGGCUCAGGUUGCCGGGAAGCACUUUGAGAGGGACCAUCGACUGUCUCUGCCAAACAGCAGAGCUCGACGAGCGAAGGACGCCUAUGAGGAGAUGAGGGUGAAGCUCGCAGACUUUUUAAAUGAGCACCCUGCGGAGGAAAGGGAGGACAUAGAGCGGUCUCUGCCUUCCUUCAAGAGCGUGAAGUCGAUGUACUACCGCAGGAUGCGCGAGUCCGGUAGACGGUGGGCACCAUAUUCCGAGCCGACAAAACAGGUGUCUGGUGCCGAAACAGAGCCUGCCUCGGAAGAAUCUUGCAGGGAGACAUCGGACUUUUCGACAACAUGCAAACCUCGCGCCGAGCGAGCCGCGAUCGGGGAAAGGCAUGGAGUGGGCACGCCCGAUGGACAGGAUCCAAGCGGCGCCUACCCUUUGUCGCCUGCGCCUACCCUUCGUCGCGACGACCUGACGUCUGUCGUGGAAGACGCAGCCGAGUGGGAGCCGAGGCGGGAGGAGGGCACGGCCGAUCCCGGUGACGGAGAGGAGCGGCAGCAGAAGCCCCCCAACGGCGUGCCGGUUUGGGACUUCUCCUGGCGGCAGACACUGCGAGGCAACCCCCUGCUGGUGGUGAAGGGGGAGAACGGCUUGGCAAGGGAAUUCUGCUUCAGUUCCAAGUACGGCAGGCCUGAAGCCCCCCCGGUGAAGUACUAUGUGUGCCGGGGGUGCCGGAAGGAGAGGGAGACGAACGCACUGCCGAGCGUGGCCCUGCCUAGAAUGAAGGUGCUGGGAGACGGGAAGGUGUUCGACAUGAGGAACGCCCCGCACCUCUGUUCUCCUCUCACCAUGGCCCAGGUUGUCGGAAAGCACUUUGAGAGGGACCAUCGACUGUCUUUGCCAAACUGCGGAGCUCGACGAGCGAGAGAGGCCUACGAGGCGAUGAGGGCCAACCUCACGGACUUCCUAAACGAACACCCUGCGGAGGAAAGAGAGGACAUAGAGCGGUCUCUGCCGUCCUUCGAGAGAGUGAGGUCGAUGUACCACCGCAGGAUGCGUAGGACCGGCAGACGGUGGGCGCCAUAUUCCGAGCCGACGAAACCUGUGUCUGGCGCCGAAACGGAGCCUGCCUCACAAGAAUCCAGCAGGGAGCAGUCAGACUCGUCAAGAACGUGCGAACCAUGCGUCGAGGAAGCCGUGGCUGGGGAAAGGAAGGAAGCGAGCACGACCGAUGGGCCAGAUCUCAGCAGCGCCUACCCUUUGUCGCCCGGUUAUUGGCCACCAGCGGCGGCGCUGAACUCUCCUCAGCACGAAGCACCUGAGAAGCCUCGUGACGACUUUACAUCUGCUGCGGGAGACGCUGCCGAAGCUGAGUCCAGGCAGGGGGAGGGCGUAACUGACCGCUGCGACCGAGAAGAGCAGCGACUGAAGCCCCCCAAUGGCGUGCCGGUUCGGGACUUUUUCUGGAGGCAGACACUACGAGGGAACCCCCUAUUGGUGGUGAAGGGGGAGGACGGCUCGGCGAGGGAAUAUUGCUUCAGCUCCAAGUAUGGCAGGGACGGCACUCCCCUGGUGAAGUACUACGUGUGCCGGGGCUGCCGUAAGGAGAUGGAGAUAAACACGCUACCAAGCCAGCCCCUGCCCAGGAUGAAGGUGUUGGAAGACGGAAAGGUGUUCGACAUGAGGAACGCUCCACACCUCUGCUCUUCCCUCACCAUGGCCCAGGUCGUGGGAAAACACCUUGAGCGGGAGCAUCGACUGUUGCUCUCCAACUCUGGGGCCCGGCAGCCGAAGGAGGCGUACGAGGCCCUGAAGGCGAAGCUCGCCAUGGAGAUGAGCGCGCUACCCGAAGCAGAGAGGCAAGAGGUCGAGAGGUUUCUGCCUUCCUUCGAGAGUGUGAAAUUGCUCUACUAUCGUAAGAUGCACCAACGUGGCAAGCAGACAAUGUCCUCGUCUGACGAAGCGCCACCGAGCGAGAGCAAGUGCAUUUCCAGUGCUGCACCAACUUUGGACUUCUUUGGUUGAUGAGGUUUCGUUGAGCUGCUUGGCUACUCGGUGUCUAUCAUCCAGAGAAACUGAUGGGGUCAUGAAGGCCAGCGUCUCCAGCCGUCUGCUCACCGCAUGCCCAAGAGCAGCAAGACUUGGCAAUGCGUCCGCCUAUCCAGUGAGGGUCGCCUGGCCGCCAGAUCGUCCUCAUCAGGAAAGGCAGGCACAGCAAGUAUGCCGACCCGUUGCAGCUGUACUGGGAGGGCAGCAGUUACCAUCUUGUCAU
Messenger RNA from Ixodes scapularis (black-legged tick), 4821 nucleotides. RefSeq lists its product as uncharacterized. The coding region runs from base 60 to 4574 and encodes 1504 amino acids. NCBI's taxonomy places the organism in Eukaryota, Metazoa, Arthropoda, Arachnida, Ixodida, Ixodidae. The record is from RefSeq and is a predicted model, not a curated record. The transcript is spliced from 22 exons.